CUUCCGUUUCCCGAACUCUGCCGCCCCGCACCUGAAGAGAGCCGCGUGGUGGUCGGGCUGCCUAUGGGGCAUGGAGGAAGACGACGAGGAGGAGAGUCGACGCGUCCCCACGAGCUGCUACCCGGCCAUCCAGCGUGUCAGCAUUGCGGUGGAUGAGAAGAACGUCCUGCCGGGGGCUCUGCAGCUGAUCCGAAAGCUGAGACCACAAUGGGAGACCGAGCGAGUUAAAAGCAAGCUCUUCACUGAAGGCAUCACCAACAAGCUUGUGGCUUGCUUCACAGAGGAGAACAUGGGGGAUGCCGUCCUGGUGCGGGUCUAUGGCAGGAAGACGGAACUUAUCGUGGACCGAGCUAAUGAGCUGAGGAACUUCCAAGUGCUUCAGGACCAUGGCUGUGCCCCCAGCCUCUACUGCACCUUUGAGAACGGCUAUUGCUAUGAGUUCAUGCCGGGAAAGGCACUGGGACCAGAACAUAUCCGGCAGCCAAAUAUAUUCAGGUUAGUUGCCCAGGAAAUGGCAAAAAUGCACAGGAUUCACACCAAUGGGAGUCUCCCAAAGCCCUGCCUGUGGCACAGACUGUUCAAGUACUUUAACAUUGUGAAAACUGAAUUUUCCAGAAAAGCAUCACAUUCCAGGCUCAGAUCAUUGUUACACAAUCAGAGAAACUUGGAAUUGUUCAUUCAGCGGCUGGUUAUAUGGAAUCCACAACUUCUGCUUCCACAGAAAAGGUGCCUAGGGUAUUUCAGGGGUGCCACCUUGCCAGCAAUCAGCCUCCAUCAGGAAGUGCACAUUCCCAGCCUAGAGGUGCUAGAAGAAGAGAUUUGCUGGAUGAAAGAACACCUCUCCCAGCUCCGCUCUCCAAUAGUCUUUUGCCACAAUGACCUUUUGAGCAAGAACAUCAUCUACAAUGAGACAGAAGGUCAUGUCCGUUUCAUAGAUUAUGAAUACACCGGUUACAACUAUCAAGCGUAUGACAUUGGAAAUCAUUUUAAUGAAUUUGCAGGGCUGAAUGAGGUGGAUUACAGCCUGUAUCCCUGCAAGGAGGUCCAGCUGCAGUGGCUGAGAUAUUACCUGCAGGCCUACAAGAAGCUAAGCCAGGAAGACCAGGGAGGAGGUGGAGGAAGCAAAAGCAGAGGAUGGAGUGGAGGUGUGACUGAAGAAGAACUGGAGAGCCUCUAUGGACAAGUGAACCAGUUUGCUUUAGCCUCUCAUUUCCUGUGGGCUUGCUGGGGCCUCAUUCAAGCCCAGUUCUCUACCAUAGACUUUAAUUUUGCCAGGUACGCAGACAUAAGAUUUAAACAGUACUUUAAAACAAAACCCGUGGUGACAUCCCUCAAAAUGUCAAAGUGAGGUUAAAGUCCAAAGAGUCUUCUGGUCCUCAAGAUUCCAUACUUAUUUUCUCUGGUGUAGAGCACCUGCCACCCUGUCCUCCUGCAGCUGCUGAGCGGUCAGACAUCAUGAAACGGAUGGAAAAGGAAAGUGCGCCUCCUAUGAAGCCAAAAAAAUUAAACCAGGCCCCUGGGACAUGGCUGUGCCAUCCAUGGAUUAUCUGCCACAUGUUGCUUCCAGAAGGUGAUAUUAGGACAUGGCUGCUGACAAAAGAUUCCAUUCACAGAGUCUGGGGUAUUAAGGAAUGCUUCGAGGUUUAAAGUGUGAGAGACAAAGAGUGUUGGGGAGGGGCUGGCUUUGAAAUUUAUGCAGCCUUGAAGGUCAGCGUUGGAUGGAACACUUUGUUCCUUGGUUGGGAGAAAAGUCUGACAAGUACAGAGUGUUCGUUUUUUGUCACAAUCCAUGGAAUUCUCUUCUUUUGAUCCUGAGUUAAAUUGAGGAGUGCUUGCAUCUCUUUACCAGACUGAUAGGAACUAAGAGGAGCUUGAGUUCCUCUUAGAUCUAGUCCUCUGCCCACACUUAGAGGCAGGAUUCUCCCCAUGACUGCUUCUUUCGAGCAAUUCAAACAGAGAAUCUGGAACAAUGUUGUCUUGCCCAUCAGUGAUCUUUGGUACGGAUGAUAUAAAAAGUGAAAAAGCACCCAAAUGUAUAAAGAAUUACUUAGUGCUUAGUCAAAUUGUGAGGUAAUGCAGCAGGAGGUGUCUGCCCUGGACGUUUUUCUACAGGUUAUUGGUGCUUUCAGCAUUUGUAGCAUGACCGCUUGAGAAGUGGCACAGGGCGGCUGCCAUUAGAACUGUGUGCAUAUAGUUUAAGCUGUGCAGCUUUGAAGAGGACAGACAUUGCUGCCUAAAACCUGAUAAGGCAGGGAAAUGCAUAGCAGGUAUGUCUUUAGUACAUUGGCAUGGAUAUACCAAGUUUACCUGAUGCCCUGUCUUCAGGGUAGCCAUGCAUGGGGCAAGUUCAGCUGUCUGUCAUCCCCCCCACCCCCACCCCCACCCAUUGUUUCUUUAGGCCCCGAAAAUGAUCACUUUGCCACUUGGAAUUGGUAUCUUCAGUUUGUGUCAUUUAGUAGUUCUAGAAUGUGAGAAUGCAUAUCCCUACAUGAAAUUGGAUUGUGCUUUUUUCUAACAUGUUUACAUGAAUAACAAGCAAGAUGAAAUUCGUUUCAAUAUAGUGGAGGAGAAUUGCACCAGUAGCUUCACAAUGGAAUUUUUGACCCAGGAAUGGCUACCUGUCAUUUUAGCAGCACAGAGAAGAGGAGAUGGAUUCAACGGCAGUGCUGGCACUGUAGUGUACAGUAGCAUGAAGAAGCUUCUGAGCUCCCGGUCCCCUCUGCAGCCCUCUCAGCAACUAGCCUUAUUGUGUAUGUAAAUAGACUUUAUAUUAUCCCUAGAUAGUGAUCAACUGGAACCAACUUGAAACAUUCCUUAUGAACUGUGAACAGCUGAACAUGGUGCUUUCCCUCCCAAGAAGGCCGGUUGGGUUCCUCUGGCAAGAGGGCCAAACCUACACACGCCUCCCGUGGGUUCUCUAGUUUGAGUAAGGAGAACACGAUAUAUCACAAAUUCAGGUCCUGCUUUUUCCCCAAAGAAGGAGAAAAGUGAUUGGGAGAGAAAAAUGCCUGGGAAUCCGGAUUCUAGCAUCCAGCCAGUCUUUAGAUGCAUGUACCGAGUACCAUUUUACUACUUGCGUUUAUUUUUCCCUGAUGGGCUUUUAUUUUGUGUAGUGAACCGUUAAUACAGUCAAGAAAACAUCAUCUUUCCCUUUGUUAUGAUGUCUCCACUGCUUAGUUGAGGACUUAAAUAUCCCCUAUGAUCAAAUUUUCACUGAAUAUGUAUUUUGGAGCAAAGAUAGAAACAGUAAGCCUCCUGCAGUCUUUUAAUUGCUGUGCUCUUAUAAUUAACUUCCUACCUACAGGCUGCAGCUCCCAGGAUCUGAUUUCCUGUGGUUUGCCUGUCCUGGUAUAAACUGGUAUAUAAUAGUUGUUAAGAAAGGCCAUUAAGUACCCCGUAGAAAUCGCCUCUGUCCAAAUAGGGAGCAGUCCCCUUUAGUCAUGCAAGCAGAAGGAUGGGAAGAAAAGCAGAGACUGAUGAUAGUGCUAGGAUUUGCUGCUCUACUCUAUGGAGGGGCCUGAGCUACUUAAAAAUCCGCCCUUAGUGCAAAAGAAAUGGGAUUACAUUUGGCCUAUGGAAGCAAGUUGAUGGCUCCCAAAAUACCUGUUGUGGUCUGCACGGAGGUUCUCGUUUAGAAAUGCCCCCCUUGCCCCACAAUAGAUGCAGAAUAUGAUCUUGUGAAGGUGGCAAGAAAAUACAGCAACAAAAGGCCUGCUCAUUUUAUGCAAAAGUGGGAAUGGCUCAUGCACAUGAACGCAAUGUGCUGGGUGAAGAAGAAACUUCCAGGAUCUUGCCCAUGAUCAGAUCAGAUGCAUGAUCAGCAAUUCUGGCAAUCAUAAUUCUGCUCAGAGGCAAGUUCUAUGAAUCUGUCUUCGAUGAUGUCCUGUUCUCAGACAAAUGGUCGCAGGGAUGACUGCAACUUUAGGCAAAACCUCCGCAUGGGGAAGGAAGAAUUCUUGACUUCAUGAAAUGACUGAGCAGGUCUUGUGAAAGUACGUUGGGCCUUCUCUGUGCAACCUAUUAGGAAAAAGCAGUGCUUCAAAAGCAGGGAGUAUCAUUUUCCCCAACUGCUUCCCCUGCAGCACACUCAUGCUGCCAAAGCCUACCUAGUAGUUUCAAAAACCAGCUCAGUGCAUAUCUUCAGAGGAUUAAAUUCCAUGUAUCAUUCUGCAUCAUUCUGGGGGCAUUGCAGAGAGGUGGCUACGCAGCUCUAGUCAUUCCAAGUAUCUGAGGGAUAAUUGUGGAUGCAUUUUGUUUGUUACGCACCUGCUUAUUAUAGUGGCAUUUCCCUGGACAUCCCGCAUCAGGGAUUAGAGGGGCAAUGCUUUGCCCAGCUGCAGAGAAGGGACACAGCCCUCUAUGCUGUGUGUGUGAAUGUGUGUAUUUGCUGUUAUGCGUCCCAUCACUUUGCAUCCUCUGAGGCUGCCUGCACUUCCUGAACGGAAAAUCUGCUCUGAAAAAGCCUUGUGGGAGGAAUUUCGGCUUGCUGCCUUCCCUGGGCUUUUGCUGAGGAGGCUACAGACCAGCAGAGAGACAGGAUUCUGAUACACACUCCUUGACCACCUUAUAUGUAAGAUAAGCAGAAGAACCCUCAAGCCAGCCCAUGACCUUUUCUCUGAAAUGUUCUUCUCCUUUGAAUUUCUAUUCAAAAGCCAUUUCUUUGCUAUCAGAUUGAGAGAGACUGAUAAAAAAAAAAGUGUGGAAGAAAUUUUUGGCAUGCCGUUCGUUUAGACGGUGUGAACGCAGCAGCCGCUCACCUGUGGAACGUGCACUUACCAUGCUGUGCUGCAUGUCGUCUUCUCUCGUGGAUCAAAUGUAGGGGAAAUGGAUCCCUCCGUUGGAACCUGAAGGGGAUGUGCAGAGCACUGAUUGGCUAAGCAUCCGCAACAUCAUCAAGUGCCCCCUUGCCAGAGCAAUUUUACAGUAUAAACAAACCACUGAAGUUUUUUUUUUUUUUCCAUUGGUACCCUUUUGCCUAAAAAAGUAAUGUGCUGUGUGAUUGUUUUCAUGGAUAAUUUUGUGAACAUCCUUUAAACUGGUUUUUCCCAAGCUAGCACCCUCCAGCUCUGUUGGGAUGCAGCUCCCAUAAUUCCCAGCCAGCAAUGGCCGUGCGGUUCAGCAUAGCUGGAGGACACCAGGGUGGGCAAAGCCACUUUAGACAAAGAGCAAUGAAGACAGACACUGGGCUUGCCCCACAGGGGCCAAAGACAGCAACACCCCGCACACCAUGCUGACUCGUGUUUUUGUGUAUGUCCUUUCAUGCCUGCUGUUUGAUUUUAAUGCCUCUGGACAGUUCUGUAGAAUCCUGGAAAAAAUUGUGCCACAGCCGGCAUCUGAACACAAAAAUGAAGACUGAUGUGUAGGUGUCCAUGUGUAUUACUGUACUAUGUACUUGAGAGAUAAGCCUUAGUGUGUAAUUGUGUAAUGUAGAAAGGACUCCUUGAAAUAUGACUCCUUUAAAACUCUGGAGCUCUUCAGAGCUAUUGUUUGUGUGUGUGUGAUUUUUUUUGUUUUUGUUUAGUUGAGGUUGUUUUUAGGGUAAAACAGCCAAGUGGCUCGAAGUAACAGGGCUAAAUGAGGACAUGCCAACAAAGAAGCGGUCAGCAAAUGAGCAGCACUUUCCUGGUCCAGCUGAAAGCCAUCAGUCAAUGAACUGGGAAAAGGUAAUUUCCUGAGGAUUAGAAUUGCAUCUCUUUACCUGAAGUCCAAUAUUCACUUUACUGGGAGGAAGUUCCAUUGAGCUCAGUGGGGCUUACUUCUGAGUCAAUGUGAUUAACUGUGCUGUUCACCCAUAACCGAGGCCAGUUCCGCUUGUCGUGACACACUUUCCUGUGAGGUGCUGAUGUCGGCAUGACCUUUUGAGAUGUGGCAUAACCACUUUUCUCAUUAGCAGCCUAUGUAUUCAGUUCUGUGUAUAUGAAAAUACAAUAUUUCUCUGUAUGAUGUCGUAGAUGCUGACAAUAUCAAAUCAAUUGUGUAUUCUCACAGGAGAAAGUGAAAAUCAGUGGCAUUUAUUCCCUGAAAAAAAGGGAAGAAAGGAACCUUUUAAAACACAGUGUGUCUCUUUUUAUCUAUAAAGCCAGCGUGAUGAAAUUAAAAACUGGAGGGGA
Varanus komodoensis (Komodo dragon) is the source of this 6110-nucleotide messenger RNA. RefSeq names its product ethanolamine kinase 2 (gene ETNK2). The transcript is spliced from 9 exons. The record is from RefSeq and is a predicted model, not a curated record. Gene Ontology annotation, biological process: phosphatidylethanolamine biosynthetic process. Gene Ontology annotation, cellular component: cytoplasm. The coding region runs from base 71 to 1348 and encodes 425 amino acids. Gene Ontology annotation, molecular function: ethanolamine kinase activity. NCBI's taxonomy places the organism in Eukaryota, Metazoa, Chordata, Lepidosauria, Squamata, Varanidae.